Microcebus murinus (gray mouse lemur) is the source of this 8111-nucleotide messenger RNA. The record is from RefSeq and is a predicted model, not a curated record. Lineage: Eukaryota; Metazoa; Chordata; Mammalia; Primates; Cheirogaleidae.
UCUCUUUUCAGUGGAUAUCAUGGAAAUAAAGGAAAUCCGCCCAGGGAAGAAUUCCAAAGACUUCGAGCGUGCGAAAGCCGCCCGCCAGAAGGAGGACUGCUGCUUCACCAUCCUGUACGGCACCCAGUUUGUCCUCGGCACGCUCAGCCUGGCAGCUGACUCUAAAGAAGAUGCACUUAAGUGGCUCUCUGGCUUGAAAAUCUUGCACCAAGAAGUGAUGAAUGCAUCCACGCCCACCAUGAUUGAGAGUUGGCUGAGAAAGCAGAUUUAUUCUGUGGAUCAAACCAGAAGAAACAGCAUCAGCCUCCGGGAGUUGAAGACCAUCUUGCCCCUGGUCAACUUCAAAGUGAGCAGCGCCAAGUUCCUCAAAGACAAGCUGGUGGAAAUGGGUGCACACAAAGAUGAGCUCAGCUUUGAACAGUUCCAUCUCUUCUAUAAAAACCUCAUGUUUGAACAGCAGAAAUCGAUUCUUGAUGAAUUCAAGAAGGAUUCCUCGGUGUUCAUCCUGGGGAACACCGACCGGCCGGACGCCUCCGCUGUGUACCUGCACGACUUCCAGAGGUUUCUCCUACAUGAACAGCAGGAGCUCUGGGCUCAGGAUCUGAGCAAAGUCCGUGAGCGGAUGACAAAGUUCAUCGACGACACUAUGCGGGAAACCGCCGAGCCUUUCUUGUUCGUGGACGAGUAUGACUGUGUGCGUCUGCACCAGCUCCUUCUAGACGGGAGGACUAAGGACCUGGGGGCUCGGGCCGAGAAGUUCCCCGAGGUGCAGCCCCUCCUGCCCCCUCCCCACACAGCCACCUGCCUCUUCUCCUUCAGGUACCUCACGGGCGACCAACUGCGCAGCGAGUCGUCUCCGGAGGCCUACGUCCGCUGCCUGCGCAUGGGCUGCCGCUGCAUCGAGCUGGACUGCUGGGACGGGCCCGACGGGAAGCCUGUCAUCUACCACGGCUGGACGCGGACCACCAAGAUCAAGUUUGACGACGUCGUGCAGGCCAUCAAGGACCACGCCUUCGUCACCUCCAGCUUCCCGGUGAUCCUGUCCAUAGAGGAGCACUGCAGCGUGGAGCAGCAGCGCCACAUGGCCAAGACCUUCAAGGAGGUGCUUGGCGACCUGCUGCUGACGAAGCCCACGGAGGUCAGCGCCGACCAGCUGCCCUCUCCCAGCCAGCUGCGCGACAAGAUCAUCAUCAAGCAUAAGAAGCUGGGCCCCCGAGGUGACGUGGAUGUCAACGUGGAGGACAAGAAGGACGAACACAAGCAACAGGGCGAACUGUACAUGUGGGAUUCCAUCGACCAGAAGUGGACUCGGCACUACUGCGCCAUCGCCGACGCCAAGCUGUCCUUCAGCGACGACAUUGAACAGACUGUGGAGGAGGAGACGCCCCAGGACAUCCCCCCGACAGAGCUGCACUUUGGGGAGAAAUGGUUCCACAAGAAGGUGGAGAAGAGGACGAGUGCUGAGAAGCUGCUGCAGGAAUACUGCACCGAGACGGGGGGCAAGGACGGCACCUUCCUGGUGCGGGAGAGCGAGACCUUCCCCAACGACUACACCCUGUCCUUCUGGCGCUCGGGCCGGGUCCAGCACUGCCGGAUCCGCUCCACCAUGGAGGGCGGGGCCCUGAAGUACUACCUGACUGACAACCUCACCUUCUCCAGCAUCUACGCCCUGGUCCAGCACUACCGCGAGACGCACCUGCGCUGCGCCGAGUUCGAGCUGCGGCUCACCGACCCCGUGCCCAACCCCAGCCCCCACGAGUCCAAGCCGUGGUACUACGACAGGCUGAGCCGGGGAGAAGCCGAGGACAUGCUGAUGAGGAUCCCCCGGGACGGAGCCUUCCUGAUCCGCAGGCGGGACGGCAGCGACUCCUUCGCCAUCACCUUCAGGGCUCGGGGCAAGGUGAAGCAUUGCCGCAUCAACCGGGACGGCCGGCACUUCGUGCUGGGCACCUCCGCCUAUUUUGAGAGCCUCGUGGAGCUCGUCAAUUACUACGAGAAGCACGCCCUCUACCGGAAGAUGAGGCUGCGCUACCCCGUAACCCCCGAGCUCCUGGAGCGCUACAACAUGGAAAGAGAUAUAAACUCCCUCUAUGACGUCAGCAGAAUGUACGUGGACCCGAGUGAAAUCAACCCUUCCAUGCCUCAGAGGACCGUGAAAGCUCUGUAUGACUACAAAGCCAAGCAGAGCGACGAGCUGAGCUUCUGCCGUGGCGCCCUCAUCCACAAUGUCUCCAAGGAGCCCGGGGGCUGGUGGAAAGGAGAUUACGGGACCAGGAUCCAGCAGUACUUCCCGUCCAAUUACGUCGAGGACAUUUCCACCGCUGACGUGGAGGAGCUGGAAAAGCAGAUUAUUGAAGACAAUCCCUUAGGGUCUCUUUGCAGAGGAAUACUGGACCUCAAUACCUAUAACGUCGUGAAAGCUCCGCAUGGGAAAAACCAGAAGCCCUUCGUCUUCAUCCUGGAGCCCAAGAAGCAGGGCGACCCUCCGGUGGAGUUUGCCACAGACCGGGUGGAGGAGCUCUUCGAGUGGUUUCAGAGCAUCCGGGAGAUCACCUGGAAGAUCGACACCAAGGAGAACAACAUGAAGUACUGGGAGAAGAACCAAUCGAUCGCCAUCGAGCUCUCGGACCUGGUGGUCUACUGCAAACCAACCAGCAAAACCAAGGAUAACUUAGAAAAUCCUGACUUCCGAGAAAUCCGUUCCUUUGUGGAGACGAAGGCCGACAGCAUCGUCAGGCAGAAGCCCCUGGAUCUCUUGAAGUACAAUCAAAAGGGCCUGACCCGCGUCUACCCCAAGGGACAAAGAGUUGACUCUUCCAACUACGAUCCCUUCCGGCUCUGGCUGUGUGGCUCCCAGAUGGUGGCGCUCAAUUUCCAGACUGCAGAUAAGUACAUGCAGAUGAAUCACGCGCUGUUUUCUCUGAACGGGCGGACGGGCUACGUCCUGCAGCCCGAGACCAUGAGGACGGACACGUACCAGCCGAUGCCGCCCGAGUCCCAGAGGAAGAUCCUGAUGACGCUGACCGUCAAGGUCCUCGGUGCCCGACAUCUCCCCAAACUCGGGCGAAGUAUCGCUUGUCCCUUUGUCGAGGUGGAAAUAUGCGGAGCCGAGUACGACAACAACAAGUUCAAGACAACAGUCGUGAAUGAUAAUGGCCUCAGCCCUGUCUGGGCUCCAACACAGGAGAAGGUGACAUUCGAGAUUUACGACCCAAACCUGGCGUUUCUACGCUUUGUGGUUUACGAGGAAGAUAUGUUCAGUGACCCCAACUUUCUUGCUCAUGCCACUUACCCCAUUAAAGGAAUCAAAUCAGGAUUUCGGUCUGUUCCUCUGAAGAACGGGUACAGCGAGGACAUCGAGCUUGCUUCCCUCCUGGUUUUCUGUGAGAUGCGGCCAGUCCUGGAGAGCGAGGAGGAACUGUACUCCUCCUGUCGCCAGCUGCGGAGGCGGCAAGAAGAGCUCAACAACCAGCUCUUUCUGUAUGACACACACCAGAACUUGCGCAACGCCAACCGGGAUGCCCUCAUCAAAGAGUUCAAUGUCAACGAGAACCAGCUCCAGCUGUACCAGGAGAAGUGCAGCCGGAGGUUAAAAGAGAAGAGAGUCAGCAACAGCAAGUUUUACUCAUAGAAGCCAGGGUGUGUGCGUGUGAGCGUGUGGUGCCUGCGUGCGUGCGCGUUUGCAUGUGGGAGAAUGUGCUCUUUUCACACCCUGGGAAGACGCUAAUCUGUGACGUCAUCUUCUCCUCAAGCCUGCCAUCAAGAUGACGUGUCUGAAGACGACCCAACUGGCAUGAGUUGGGGUGAUUUCCUGCUAGGUGGUUGUUUUUUUGUUUUUUUUUUUUUAAAUCUUGGACUUAUACUUCUUAACUUAUAUUCUCUAUAGAGGAUUCCCCAAAACGUGCUCCUCAUUUUUGGCUUCUCAUGUUCCAAACCUCAUUGAAUAAAAGCAAUGAAAAUCUCGGUCAGUCAAGCCUCUGUGCACGACCUAUACAGUGAGCAGGAUUUCCUUUCUGGCCAAGAAGAUUCCGCUUCUAAUGACCCAGGUAAUUGACUUUCACGGAAGACGAGCCGGAAAUGUAAGGAACUAAUUCAUUAUAUGCUGAAAAGGAUCUUAAUUAAAAGGCAAACAAUUCCACAAGGAGGCCAUUGGAUUCCCCAAGGGCCCAAAGAGGAGCCCUGUCCCCAGUCAGUGAGCUCAGCUCAAUGCACUUUAACUACCACCGGCCAGCUUGCUGGCUAGACAGACCACCUGCAUGGACUUCUUGAAGUCCACAAGAAGGGUUUGGGUGAUGGGGGCCGUUCACUGUGACAAUUUCUAAUUAACGGCAGAGGCUUGCUCUGUGACUGGAGUUAUUGGGCGUGGAGGUGGGAAUCCUGGGCCCUCUUUGUUUUAAAAAGCGUGCCAGAGAGACCAGACCUACUGCUGCUGUAGCCUCAGCCAGCUUCCCUGCCCCUGCUUUGCCCUCUGCCAGGAGGCUCCAGCUUCACUCAUCACCCAGUUGCCUCACUGAGCUGGCUGGGAGGCCUCUGGCCUGGCCCUGCGUCCACAGCUCUCCAUAGGCAAGAGGUCAGUUUCUGGUUUGACAAAGCAGGUGUGAGUUGCAUUUAUGGGGAACUUUCUCUGGGUUGCCCAAUUUUCUGGAGCAGUGAGCUAAGCUGUAAUGGCUUAAAAGCAUUAGGAUGCUUCCAGAAAAUCUCAAAUGCAGCCAUCCACAAAGAGGCAAACCCACCUAGUUGAUGAUAAUACAUGCAGUUGGUGAGAAUUUUACACCGCUGUGUCUUGAGCUACAAUUUCAACGAUUUAAUAUGGCUUUUAAAAGGAGAGGAGAGUGCUGGGGAUAGGGGUGGUCAGUAGAGACACAACUUCACACUCAGUGAGAAUUGAGAACUGACUUGAGGGAAAACAGGUGUAACGGUGAUAAGCAAUGGCAGUGGCGGGGAGAAACAAACCAGCACUAGACUGGUGCUUUACGUGGGUAGAACUGGGCCCUGGAACCAUUUGGCUCUCCCCUCGUUAUCCAAGAUGCUGGGCUGAGCACACAUGUUUUGCUGAAGAACGUGGUAAAACCAACCAGGCUCUGAGCAGAAGACCCUAUCUCCCCCUUCAUUCCACAAAAACUUACUGAGCUUCUCCACGUGCCAAGGUUUUGGGGGAAAAGCUGUGGUUACUGGUCUCAUGAACCAUCUUCAACCAUGAGCUCUUAGAGGCACUCACUUUCCCCAAAGCCAGGAGUCCAGGUAACAGCAGUCUGGCUCAGGUGGGGCUGUUAUUUGGUGGUGCCACUUUAUUAUUAUUAUUCUCUCAACUGGGAGUUGCUGUUUUACUUGGCAGUCAGCUAGCGGAGGAAAGAGUAUUCCUCUUAGUAACAAUAGUAACAAAUGUUCAAAGCAACUUUCCAGAAAGUUUGGGUGAAGAGGGCACUGAGCUGAAUGCUGCCUCUGUAGCCAGUGCCCCCAUUAGCUGUUGGCCUGGCAGGCACCGGAGCCCAAUUAUUGCACAUGGCAAUUUGCCCUGGUUUCUUUCAGCUCUGCCGUCACCUCUACACAGAACUCCGGUGCUGCUGCUGUCCUUACCUUUUUUCACCUUCCCACUUCACUCCAUUUUAAAGCCAAAAUGCUAAGGCCUGCAUCCCCUUUCUGCUUAGAGUGGAUUUGCUACUGUAGCAAAGAAAUUGAGAAAUGGCCGUAUAGGAGGCAGAAGCUAAGCAUCUCCUCAGUAGGCGCUGUGUAAAAUCCAUAGGCAGCCACAGAGCAGGCAGGGGAUUAUAACAUGAAUGGUGCUGGGAAGAACAUUCUGCCUAAAACCCUCUCCUCCUCCUGGUGCUACAACAACUUGAAUCCACCCUUAGAGAGCACUUGCUUUGGUGCUUUCAUCCUGACCUGAAUAAUCUGGUUCUCGGUGGCACGAGUGGCUAAAUCCAUUCUCUCAGGAAGGGCACAGAUGAUAUUAUGGCUCUCCCCCGAGUCUAUUUGAUGCCACAUAGCCUGGCUGAGAUGUGUUUGUUCCAUGACUCUGGAAGCACAGGCAGUUCGGGUCACGCAGAAUCCUAACAGGGACGCUCUGAAAGAGGACGUGACAGCAGCCCUGGUAGAUCAAAACCAUGCCCGCAUGUGUAUCACACGUUGUUUUUCUUCACCACUUCCCUAAGCGUGUUAUUUACAACAUUGGAAAAGUAAAAGGGGAAGUCUGGUUAGGCUUUUUGCAUUUGGGAAAGCUAGGUUACACCAAGUUAAAUAAUUUACUGUGAGACCUGAAUGUACAAGAGGGGUGUAGAAGAUCGUGUUUUCCAAAUAUGAUCUCAGAGUGCUUUUGCCAGAAGUGUCAUACCGGACUUGUGUACGGUGGAACACGUGUGAGGACCUGCUGUUCUGUUAAGGCAGCCAGGCAACAGAAUCUAAUAAUUUACCUUUUUUGUGACCUACUUAACAUCUGAACUUAAGCCACCAAGGCCAAUGGUCUUUAUUUAAUCUAAGCCAGGCUUACCCCUGGGUAUCUGCCAGAGUUUACUGAGGAAUAUGCAGGCUUGCAUACUUUGGGGGGAUCAAUUGUCAGGUCCUCACCUUCCUAUUGUACUCUUUCCUAAGACUCAUCCGGCCUGAGAAAAUGCUCUUUUCUCACCUUACGAAAGAACACCCAGCCUUCCCCUCUCCAGUCUGACUGUAGAGCAUGACCCAAGGUAUAAAAUUCAAAAUAUGGAUGUUUGGAAAGUGAAAAACUCAACAACAGGGUAGAAAUCCUUUUGCAAGGCCUGUGGUUCCCAAUUCUUUGCUUUCGACAAAGUGGAAGAAACACCCAGUGUAUUUUUUAGUCUUUCGGCACAUAACUACGAAGGAGUUGGAGAAUUGAGUGACACUGCUGUCACAAAACUACUUCUGUUCCCAUCCACUUGUCUAUGUGAACAAGGACCAACACCUCCACACAGAGCAUUGUCAAGGGAGACUAGAACUGAUGCUGUACCUUGGCUCAUUCUAAAAAUGAUAUUUACCUAUAAAUAGAUGAUAAUAAUUAGGGGGAGAGCCCUCUUCCUCUCAUGAAAUGAUACAUUUCCAAUGAAGUUUUACUGUGUUUUGUAAUUUGUUUGUUAAAAUUUGUACUAUGUGUUUAUUGAUCAUUCUCAAUUCAGGAGAAAUAUUUUUUUAAGGCCUAGGGCCUUAUGAUAAUAGGGUAUUAUAUAAUUUUGUUAGAGAUAAAAUUAAAUGAUAUGAAAGGCCAAAAUAAUUAGGCUAAAAUUUUUGAGGGGGGAAGUGGUAUGAAAAUUCAAAUUCAAGGAGUAAAAGGAAAAAUGGGACUUUUCCUAUUAAGAAUUGUCUUGUUCCAGUUAACACUGGUCAUUAAAAAAAUUGCCUUGUUCAUGUAAUUUUUCAAAGGGUGAUAGUGUCUAUUAAAUAACUAUAUUUAGAGCCUCUUGGCUAAAUUUAAAAAUGUAACAGUUUUAUUUAAAAAUGCAGUAUAUCUACAAUAUGCCUGCACUUAUAUCCUUUGUAACUAUUUAUCACAAAAAAUUUUAAAUGUCAAUGUAGAAAUGUGCAAGGGAUACAGAGAGUUUCAAAAAUCACUUAGGUGGAUUCUGAGCAUAAAAUUUUAAGAUUGCUGAUCUAGGGCCACUAAAUGAUGAAUUGUAUCUGGAAGUGAGAAGAAUGGCUAAUAAGGGGCAUCAAUCUUUUUGACUUUAAAAGGAAUGUAGCUUCAACUUGUGUGACAUUUAACUUUUUGGAGAUACCCCUAAAAGCUAUAUUUCUAACAAAAAGUUAACAAUUAGACUUGUAAAUAUGCAGAAUUACAAAACUGGCAUUUGAAAAGCAUUCAAUGAUUUAUCCCAGGUCUUUAAUUUUCAAAAUGUUUUGUUUUUGAAGAGCCAGAUUCCACAGAGAUCCUGUCUCUCCCAGAAAUUUCCACAUUUUCUAUUUUUCAUCAGGCUUUAAAAAGCUGCGUUUGUAAACUUGUGUUUCCUUAUUAAAGCUUAAUUUAUUUUUUAUAUAAAUAGUAUGUGCUUGUGUAUACAUAGAGAAUUAUGUGAAUGAGCCCAACGGAUGUUGGCUAUUGUUAAUGUGAACAUUAAACAGCUGUAUCACAUUUUUAAAAAAUAAAAAUUUGGUCUGGAUGAAUA